This is a messenger RNA of Pseudo-nitzschia multistriata, 2205 nucleotides long. Lineage: Eukaryota; Bacillariophyta; Bacillariophyceae; Bacillariales; Bacillariaceae. The record is from the annotation of a GenBank genome assembly.
CGUGAUUCAAUCGUGCCAUACAGUAGAGUUCCGUACUGWGCGAUACGUACCGUAGGCGGUAGAGAAAAGUAAUGUACUUCAUACGACCCCUGCUUCAUACAACAUCACCAUUAUUACCAACUUGAGUCUCGGUCCCCGAGAUGCAAGUGAUGGUACCGUACGGUAGCAAUGUACGGUACAGUGUAGUUCCCCCUAGAAAACGAAUACGAAUACGAACCGCAAGAAAACAAACCCAUCAAACACAUCCACCCGUCUUUCGCAGUUGCCUGCUUUCUACGAUGAAGCAGAGAAAGAACAUGGCAUUUCUACGAGGAUUGAUCGUGAUCAUCAUUGGCCUAUUCAGUUUUUCUGCCGUUUACGGAACCGAGGACCCGCACAGUGGCGAGACGGUAAGAGUACCCGUGAUCGAUUUAGCUCCGUGGUUUGAUGGGUCUUUGAAACAAAAGAACCAGCAGCAGGAACCUCGAAGRACAGAAAGCACAGGACUCGAUGUAUAUGGCCUAACCGAGGAGCAACGCAACAUUGUGCACCAGAUUCGUCGAGCCUGCCACGAGGUAGGGUUCUUUCAAAUCGUUGGCGGCCUCGGUGGGAGAAAAAAGAGAGCCGGCGACGAUGCCAUGAUCGAACGGACCUGGAAGGCCUCGAGGGAAUUCUUCGAGCUGUCCGUCGAAGAAAAACUCUUGCACGGAACGACCGACAACACAAAGUAUCCCUACGGUUACGAGCGUUCCGAAACACUCGUCAAGGGAAAAUCGAUAGACGGCGAGGACGAAGACUURCCCGGGGAGAAGGCAUCAUCAUCCGUGGCGGCUGCSGAUCUGAAGGAAACCUUUGCGGUUGGACCGCCAACCGGAAACGGUUCCGGAAUGCCUCCCCGCCAGUGGAUAGACUCAGAAAAUAUAUCUUCAGACUUUCAAAUCUCGCUAGAGGCAUACUACAAACGGAUGGAAGAACUGGCGAUGGUCCUCUUGCGGAUAUUCGCUUUUGCCCUGGGAGAAUCACCUGAUUUCUUUGAGGACAAGAUGGACCACCACAUGUCCGCCCUUCGUCUCGUACACUACUACCCACUGGAACCUAAAGCUGAGAACGAAGAUGCGGGAAAAGAAACACAGGAACAACCGAUUGCUCACCGUCUGGUGAGAGCUGGGGCUCACACAGACUACGGUGCCCUAACCAUUCUUGCACCCCAAGACGAAGGCCUCGAGGUUUUGUUGCGAGAUGCUAGUAAUGCUCAGGGUACAACGGGCGAAGGAAGCACGCAAAACAAAACUAACAAACCGACAGCGCGGUGGCAUCCCGUCCCCUUGGUCCCGGGAGCCUUUGUCGUCAACCUGGGGGACCUUAUGCAGCGGUGGACGAACCACGAAUGGGUCAGCACAAUGCACCGGGUGGUGAUGCCAUCGACGGAGGCACGAGAACGCCGAUACUCCAUGGCGUAUUUUGUCAACAUCAAUGGGGAUACACCCAUUGAAACACUGCGGUGCUGCCGUGGUACGGCUGGCGACGAGGGUCCAGUGAUCACUGCGGGUGAGCAUCUCAUGGCAAAGCACCUGGCAAGCAUGGGUAYAACAUCGGACAAGACCAAGUUUUCUGGGAGCGGGAAGAAUUCAGAAUUGUGAUUUCGUUUAUUUGCAGUAGUCAUUUGAGCAGUGGUGAGAUCAACCGUAGUUAGAAAAUGAAAGUUCUUUCGCUCGCUUCGUGACAAUGAAUCYUGUGCUGUUGGUUUCUUGAUGUUGUGCGAUUACAACUACCAAAUAUUGUUUCCUUGCUGAAUCUAAUACAUUAGGGAAAAGUGAUAGAAUCGGCAGAAUUUCUUUUUGCUUAGAAGUCAUGCAGACUACAUACCACUGCAACUGGUUUCAAUAUGAUUUGUAUCCUUGGGAAUGGCGAGGACGAGAUCAUACAAUAAUGCAAUGAGUUGUACUACUAGUGCUAGUAGUACUAUUCUUGUACCACACACWUGUUGAAAGAAUGGCAUUUUCUCAGGCGAUCGUCAUCAACUGCUAGUCGGACAGACACUUUUUCAUCUGGUAAAGAUAGCAGCAAAACGCCAUGAUGACCAUAAAGCAGCAGUACUAAGAAGAAUGAACCUUAAUGCAGAAAUGUGAAUUUUGAAGAUGAUGAGCACCAACAGCAACAAGAACAACAAGAAGAACAACACCAAGAAGAAGAUCAUCUUGGCUUUAAAAAAAAGAGCAGUACUAG